ACGAUCAGAGUCAAUGUUAUGAUGUUGAAAACCAGUGGAGAAUUUCACAAAGGACAGGUUGUUUUUAAUAUCACCUAUGUUAACGGACAGGUAUAUCUGAAUGAUUUUCCUAUGAAAAGCGGGGUUGCCCACAUAACAUGUCGAACAGUAAUAUUGGAGAACGGAAACUUGGACAACUUACCGGAUCAGCAGCGCCUGGGAACCGUCAGUGUUCGUAUCAUGGUUCAUGAGUGGCCUUUGGCAUCCAGUUCUGAUUUGCGGCUGAUUGUCAUUCAGGAAGAAGUGACAGAAAUUGAUGGAAAACAGGUAAAAAAAAAAGAAGUGACAGAAGUAGAUAUUUUAGUAAAGGACCUGAGAAUACUUAGACAUUCAAACUACACUGUCCCUUUGAAAGAGAGCAUGCUGUAUUCCAUCCCAAGGGACAACGACAUGUUAUUUACACUUCCCAACCUCUCAGGAAAAGAUAUUCAAGAUCCACUGCAAACUACCAGUCAGUACCUCAUCCGGCAAGUAGAAACUACAGUAGAUGAAGAGACAUUACCUGGAAAGUUACCAGAGACCCCUCUUAGGAUAGAACCUCCAUCUUCUUACAAGGUGAUGUGCCAGUGGGUGGAAGACGUGAGAAAAGGGUUGUGCAGGUUCUGGUUUCGAUCUUUACCGAUCUUCUUUAGUUUGAUGGAGGUCAUUGUAGUUGGAGUUGCUGGAGCAGCUCUUAUUCUCAAAGUCUUAAAGGUGAUUUUCCCUUCCUGUGAAAACAAGGGCAUCCUUCUCCUGGAUCAAGUCAGCUUUGUACCUGUGAUUACCAUCAGCUUGCCUUCAGAUCUUCCAGACAGGAAAAAUAAUUUAGAUGAGAAAGCAUGUACUUAAUACUGUGUUUAUUUUGGAGUUACUCUUUUUUAAAAACAAAGUGUUAGUUGACCUGAAAUUUGGCACUUGAUCUUAAUACCUUGUUUGUUUCCUACUAAGAAAACUAAGUCAGUUGAUGAAUUGGUAAAGGGACACUCAGGCUGAGGCCCA
Messenger RNA from Charadrius vociferus (killdeer), 1017 nucleotides. It is a transcript of the gene GINM1, whose product is annotated as glycoprotein integral membrane 1. NCBI's taxonomy places the organism in Eukaryota, Metazoa, Chordata, Aves, Charadriiformes, Charadriidae. The transcript is spliced from 7 exons. The coding region runs from base 19 to 867 and encodes 282 amino acids. The record is from RefSeq and is a predicted model, not a curated record.